CCGUGGGGUCUUGUUUACUCUACUCUACUCUUUGCUUUCAACUCAACCAAUUAGCCAACCUUUGAUUUCUCUCAUUUUUCUAAUCCGGGUCUUCUCUCUGUCUAUCCCUAUCUGGGUUCAUCUAGAUAGAUUUUCUUGAAUCGGGUUUCUUGUGUUUGUUUGUUUCUUUGAGAUAUUUUUUGGUUCGUUUUGGUUUCUGGGUUUGGAUUGUAAUGGAGGAGAGGUAUGAGCCAAUGAAGGAUCUUGGGUCUGGCAACUUUGGAGUGGCGAGGCUGGUCAGGGAUAAGAAGACCAGGGAGCUUGUGGCUGUGAAGUACAUAGAGAGAGGCAAGAAGAUUGAUGAGAAUGUUCAGAGGGAAAUUAUUAAUCACAGAUCCUUGAGGCAUCCUAAUAUUGUCAGGUUCAAAGAGGUCCUGUUGACUCCAAGUCAUCUAGCUAUUGUCAUGGAAUAUGCAGCUGGUGGUGAACUCUUUGAGAGGAUAUGUAGUGCUGGUAGAUUUAGUGAAGAUGAGGCAAGAUUUUUCUUCCAGCAGCUGAUAUCUGGAGUCAGCUACUGUCAUUCCAUGGAAAUCUGUCACAGGGAUCUGAAGCUGGAAAACACACUCUUGGAUGGAAGUGCGACACCACGUCUGAAAAUUUGUGACUUUGGAUACUCCAAGUCUGCUAUUUUGCAUUCGCAACCAAAAUCAACUGUUGGAACACCUGCUUACAUUGCUCCGGAGGUUCUGUCACGGAAGGAAUAUGAUGGAAAGAUUGCAGAUGUUUGGUCCUGUGGUGUGACACUAUAUGUCAUGUUGGUAGGAGCAUAUCCUUUUGAGGAUCCCGAAGACCCUCGAAAUUUUCGUAAGACCAUUGAGAGAAUUAUGAGUGUCCAGUACACCAUACCCGAUUAUGUUCGUAUUUCAGCAGACUGCAAGCACCUACUGUCUCGUAUUUUUGUUGCCAACCCAUCUAAGAGGCUCAGUCUUCCUGAGAUAAAACAGCACCCUUGGUUUCUGAAAAAUUUGGCAAAAGAGCUAAUUGAGGUUGAGAAAAAAAGCUUUGCGGAAGUGGAACGUGACAACCCGACACAGAACAUUGAAGAAAUAAAUAAGAUCAUACAAGAUGCAAGGACACCAGGGGAAGGUUCCAAAGGAGUUGGCCAAGCUGUUGCAGGAGCAGGACCAUCCGACUCUGAUGAUGUAGAUUUGGACUCAGAAGUUGAUCUUAGUGGUGACUUUGCUUGAAAUGAUAUCCAGAAAAUAUGUCUUAGGGUUUGUUUACACAUAAUCAAAACCUCUGUUUUCAUAAGAACAACAAAGAAAAGCUUUUUGUAUGGAUUUUAUCACAUUGUAUAGUAAACUGUUAUACUAUACCCAUCUGUACAAAUAGUGGAACAUAUUGAACUCAGGCUUGUGUUAUUAUUACAUCUUUGGACGAUUACUGUGAAGUUUUUGAGUGUA
Messenger RNA from Fragaria vesca subsp. vesca, 1442 nucleotides. RefSeq names its product serine/threonine-protein kinase SAPK3-like. The coding region runs from base 213 to 1226 and encodes 337 amino acids. Gene Ontology annotation, biological process: intracellular signal transduction; protein phosphorylation. Gene Ontology annotation, molecular function: protein serine/threonine kinase activity; ATP binding. The transcript is spliced from 9 exons. NCBI's taxonomy places the organism in Eukaryota, Viridiplantae, Streptophyta, Magnoliopsida, Rosales, Rosaceae. The record is from RefSeq and is a predicted model, not a curated record.